AUGGCCUCCGUCUCCGCCAACGCUCCCAAGGAGUUCACUGCCCGCAAGAUCGGCGCGCCGAACACCCUCGAGCACCGCGUCUACAUCGAGAAGGAUGGCGUCCCCGUCUCGCCCUUCCACGACAUCCCUCUGUAUGCCAAUGAGCAGCAGACCAUCCUCAACAUGAUCGUUGAGGUCCCUCGCUGGACCAAUGCGAAGAUGGAGAUCUCCAAGGAGGAGACCCUCAACCCCAUCAAGCAGGACACCAAGAAGGGCAAGCUCCGCUUUGUCCGCAACUGCUUCCCCCACAAGGGUUACCUCUGGAACUACGGUGCCUUCCCCCAGACCUGGGAGGACCCCAAUGUCAUCCACCCCGAGACCAAGGCCAAGGGUGACAACGACCCGCUCGACGUCUGCGAGAUUGGUGAGCUCGUCGCCAAGCCUGGUGAGAUCAAGCAGGUCAAGGUCCUCGGUGUCAUGGCCCUGCUCGACGAGGAGGAGACCGACUGGAAGAUCAUCGUCAUCGACGUCAACGACCCGCUUGCCCCCAAGCUCAACGACAUCGAGGACGUCGAGCGCCACCUGCCCGGUCUCCUGAGGGCCACCAACGAGUGGUUCCGUAUCUACAAGAUCCCCGACGGCAAGCCCGAGAACCAGUUCGCUUUCUCCGGCGAGUGCAAGAACAAGAAGUACGCCACCGACAUUGUCCGUGAGUGCGCCGAGGCCUGGGAGCGCCUGAUCUCCGGCAAGACCCCCAAGGGCGAGAUCUCUCUCACCAACACCACCCUCGGCUCGUCGCCUGACCGCGUCGACCCCUCGACCAUCAACAUCCCCUCGGGCGAGAACCAGUACCCCGCUCCCAUUGACCCCAGCAUUGACAAGUGGUUCUUCAUCUCUGGUGCCCCCACCCAGUAG
This is a messenger RNA of Lasiodiplodia theobromae, 894 nucleotides long. Its product is annotated as Inorganic pyrophosphatase. Bases 1 to 894 code for a protein of 297 amino acids. Gene Ontology annotation, cellular component: cytoplasm; nucleus. Gene Ontology annotation, biological process: phosphate-containing compound metabolic process. Lineage: Eukaryota; Fungi; Ascomycota; Dothideomycetes; Botryosphaeriales; Botryosphaeriaceae. Gene Ontology annotation, molecular function: magnesium ion binding; inorganic diphosphate phosphatase activity. The transcript is spliced from 4 exons. The record is from RefSeq and is a predicted model, not a curated record.